This is a messenger RNA of Chaetomium fimeti, 937 nucleotides long. RefSeq lists its product as uncharacterized. The transcript is spliced from 3 exons. NCBI's taxonomy places the organism in Eukaryota, Fungi, Ascomycota, Sordariomycetes, Sordariales, Chaetomiaceae. The record is from RefSeq and is a predicted model, not a curated record. The coding region runs from base 254 to 766 and encodes 170 amino acids.
GGGUCCGAGCUCUUCCAAGUUGCAGCGAACACCAAAAAGGGCCAUUUACCGUGUUAACACAGUAAGGAGAGCACUGUAUCCCGUCAUUGGUUGGAAAUUUCCAUGAGCCGGAAACACAGCGGGUGCCAAGGAUCCGGGAAAGCAUCACUCACUGCCGACCGGCGAAGCGCACGCACAAGAGCUCGAGGGAAUUGCGCCACUCGCACCACCGGAAGUGUUAAUUGAUUGAAGCUCUGCUUCUCAUCUGUCCACCAUGGGUUCGAGCACGUCCAAGCCCUCGAAUCCCGCACCACACGUGUGGAGGGGCUCCUCCCAGGCCGGGGUGUCGCAAAGCCUAGUUGAAUCCCUUGAGACCAGUAACGAGACCGAUGUCUCGCGUCUCCAGGCCCUCGAGCUCCAUAUCCAAGAACGCGUCGCCGCCGAGCUGAAGCGCCUUCGCGCCCAAGAAGCCGAAACCUUGCGCGAGGCGCAACAGAAACUCUCGGCCGAACCCGCCGCCGACCAGCAAGGGGAGGAGCAGCAGCGGCAGCUCGCCGGGCCCAGUCGCCAGGAAGUGUCCAAGGCGAUCGGAGACCUGCGCGCCAAGCUCGAGGAGAGGAAAAAGGUGCGCCAGGUGCCCGAGACCUUGGAGAGCGCGCGGGACGAGGUGGUGCGGUGCCUACGUGAGAACGACCGGCGGCCGCUGGACUGCUGGCGCGAGGUGGAGGCUUUCAAGGAGGAGGUCAGGAGGCUGGAGAAAGGGUGGGUUGACAAGGUCGUCAAAUAAAUAAGGGAUGAUGAGGAGGUGAAUGGGGGUUACGAAUGUAAUUCGCCAGGCCAGUGUUGUAUACCAUGAAUAUCGUGUAUCAAAGGGAUUGGGAUCUCGGGUCGCCGGAUGGCUUCGGUGACGUAGAAAAGGGGAAAUAGAAGGCGUUCGCAAUCAUAGUCCUGCAGAGAC